AAUACGUACCUCGUCUCAUGGAAAAGUAUGGAAGGAGCAGCUCGCGUCCGUCUCCAAAUUUCAACAUCCCCUUUCUCACGCCAUCGCUGAAAAUUAAUAGAGGGUCGAACGAAGCCUCUGUGAGUGCGCGCGCACGUGCAUAAGAACAGUCGGUCCCGAAGCGCUCUUUCUUCUUUCUCUUCUAAUCACUGUAGUAAUUAGAGAGAGAGAGAGAGAGAGAGAGAGAGAGUUAUAGAUCUGGCCGGAUGAAGAGGGAAGAGUUGAAAUGCUCUUAUAGUUAGUUCUGAAGGAUGGAUUUGAAUGAUCGAGAGCAGCAGUAGCAGCAGCCCUAGGGCAUUCCUUUCCCUUUCGUCCGUAUGGACUUCUCUAGAGUCGGAGAAAAGAUCCUCAGCUCCGUCCGAUCCGCCAGAUCUCUCGGCCUUCUCCCUGCUCCGUCGGAUCGACCCGAGGUUCCAGCUCGGGCUGUAGCAGCAGCAGCUGUUGCGAGAGCUCUUGCAGGUCUCCCACCACAUCAAAGAUUUACUCUUCCAUCAGGUUCUGAAGAAUUGGUAUCAAUAUAUGGAACCAGACCUCGUGGUCAAAUAAUAGAGGAUCUAGAAGAAGAUUUCUAUAAUGAGGAUUUCGAUCCAGUUAGGCAUGUUCUAGAACAUAUUCCAUCCGAAGAAGAUGAUCUGACAUAUUUUGAGAAGAAGGCUGCACUUAGAUUAUCACAACUGGAUGGGAUAGCAGAACGAUUAUCAUGCCAUGUUAUGGAGCACCAUGAAGAAAUGGUGAAGGGGAUGCAAUUGGUGAUGGAAGUGGAACAAGACUUGAAGGUUGCAAAUGUGAUUUGCAUGAAUGGACGUAGACACUUAACCUCGUCUAUGCAUGAGGUAUCAAGGGAUCUUGUUGUCAAUUCAAAUGCCAAGAAGAAACAAGCUCUUUUGGACUUGCUUCCAGUUCUAAUCGAACUUCGCCAUGCAAUCGACAUGCGUAUGGCUCUCGAGUCUCAUGUAGAAGAUGGAAACUACUUUAGGGCAUUUCAAGUACUGUCAGAGUAUUUACAGGUUUUGGAUAGUUUUUCUGAGCUUUCUGCUAUACAAGAAAUGAGCCGUGGUGUAGAGGUUUGGCUGGCAAAGACACUUCAAAAGUUGGAUGCACUCUUACUAGGAGUUUGUCAAGAGUUCAAAGAAGAGAACUACAUAACUGUACUGGAUGCUUAUGCUCUAAUAGGUGAUGUUGCUGGUCUUGCUGAAAAAAUCCAGAGCUUCUUUAUGCAAGAAAUUCUAUCAGAAUCCCAUUCUGUUUUGAAGGAUACUGUGCAGGAAGGUCCGGGAUUACCUAAUAUGCAGAGUAGGAUACUACAUCUUUGUGGGUGGAAACCUUGUCACUUGGAAAGAUUUACGUACAGUGAUCUGUGCCUUCAAAUACCAGAAUCCAAGUUUAGGCUUUGUUUGUUAAAAACACUGUCUAUCUUGUUCAAGUUGAUGUGUUCGUAUUAUGCAAUCAUGAGCUUUCAGCCCAAAACAAAGGACUCAGAAUCUCAGAUUUCUAGCACAAAGAGGAUGCAGGGCAGCACCUCUGUCUGUUCAGAAGGGGUUCUGCAUGCUGAUUCAGCAUCAAAAGUUUCGAAUAAUUCCAGUUCUGAGAAUGGCUUAGUAUCUGAACCUUUACACGAGCUACUACCAAGUCCAUUCUCAACAGAAGAAUCUUCUGAAACAGGUGACGACAUGUCCUCUACAUCUGGUAGUGGUUCUCCAUUUGAUCAGCUGAGGAAGGAUGCCAUAGCAUUUGUUGCACAAACACUACAGAGAGGGCGGAAGAAUCUAUGGCAACUUACAACAAGUCGUGUAUCUGUGUUGCUUUCAUGCUCCGCAGUUUUCUCAACAAGCACACAUCAAUUCCUAAGAAAUUAUGAAGAUAUAAAUAUAUUCAUCUUAGCUGGCGAAGCUUUUUCUGGUGUGGAAGCUGUUGAGUUCAGGCAGAGAUUGAAGCUUGUUUGUGAAAAUUAUUUUUCAGCUUUUCAUCGACAAAAUGUUUACGCGCUUAAGAUGGUUUUGGAGAAGGAAACUUGGCAUAAAAUGUCAGACACAGUCCAAAUAAUUAGUUUGGCAGGCCUUGUUGGUGACGGGGCUCCCCUAAUUGUUCCAACUGAUGGUGACCGUGCUAAGAUGUCUGUUCUUCAUUCCAAGAAAUUAUCCGAUUUGGUCGAAACAGGGAACCAGAAGAAUGGGUUUGCUCAUUGGCUUAAUACCGGAAAUCCAUUUUUGUUAAAGCUGACAUUUAGCCACAAAGACUGUUCAAUUCCCCAACCACGGCCCAAGGGGUCAACGGUCUCCUGUGAAAGUGAUGGAAAAAUCAUUGAUCUUUUAUGUAAUGAUAUGAUGUCGCCCAGAAGCAAUGAUACGAAUCAUAUGAAUGGAAAUAAUUCUCUUCUGGAAGAUGAAAACGAAGAUCUUCUUGCUGACUUUAUUGACGAGGAUAGUCAGCUCCCAAGUCGCAUCUCCAAACCUACACUUGCAAGGAAUCACUCUGCACACUGGAAUAUUGAGGAGAUUACAGCACAUACAGGAUCCUCGAUUUGCCUUCUAAGGUUGAUGGACAAAUACGCGAGGCUCAUGCAGAAAUUAGAAAUAGUUGAUGUCGAAUACUUUAAGGGUAUUUGUCAGUUGUUUGAGGUGUUUUUCCAUUUUCUAUUUGAAACUUUUGGUCAGCGGGAUAUGUACCUUAGUGGAAGAGGACUAACAGAUUCGCUAAGCCAUCGUCUCAAGACAGCCUUAUCGAGAAUAGCACAGGAUUGUGAUCAAUGGAUAAAGCCUCAAACGAUGUCAAACUCUUUGUCUUUGACCACAUCAUUGAGUCCAUUAACACAAAUGGAUGUGACACCUACUAGCCCAACCAGCACUAAUGUUGGCAAUGCACCAGCUAUUUCAUUUGGACUAAAGGAAAGAUGUGUGGGUGCUGAGACAAUCUCUUUGGUUGCUCGGAUAUUACAUAGGUCUAAAGCUCAUCUUCAGUCGAUGCUAUUGCAAAAUAAUGCUGCUGUGGUUGAAGAUUUCUAUGUGAAUUUGGUGGAUUCUGUACCAGACCUCGUUGAGCACAUUCAUAGGACCACUGCAAGGUUGCUCCUCCAUAUCAAUGGGUAUGCGGACCGUAUUGCUAAUGCCAGAUGGGAGCUAAAAGAACUUGGACUGGAGCACAAUGGGUAUGUUGAUCUAUUGCUGGGAGAAUUUAAGCAUUAUAAAACAAGGCUGGCUCAUGGUGGAAUCCAUAAGGAGAUUCAAGACCUUGUCCUUGAGUAUGGACUUGAAAAUGUUUCUGAAACGCUUAUAGAAGGUCUAUCACGAAUAAAGAGGUGCACUGAUGAAGGACGAGCUCUAAUGUUGUUAGACCUUCAGGUCUUAAUCAAUGGUCUACAACAUUUUGUCUCCAUCAAUGUGAAGCCAAAGUUUCAAGUUGUUGAAACUUUUAUAAAGGUAAAUUUACAGUGGGCCCACCUGAUGCAAUACUUGGAUGUCGAACAUGCAUGGCCUUGUAUUGAAGCAGAUGUCCGCUUAGAGGCAUACUAUCUUCCAGAAACCGAGUACCUUCACUGGGCACGCUCUCAUCCGGAAUACAGUAGGAGUCAGAUUGUAGGAUUAAUCAAUCUUGUCGCGACAAUGAAAGGCUGGAAACGAAAGACAAGAUUGGAAGUGCUGGAAAAGAUUGAAGGAAGUGUGUGACUAUUAGUUUUAAAAAAAUAUAUAUAUUCCCUGUGUAUCAGCCAUGGCUCUUGAAGCCAUUCCCUCAAUUCUUUUUCUAGGUAGGACAUAAACCAGAUAUACAACAUUUCCAGUGGAACAUUAUAUAGAGGAGUGUAUAUUUUCUAUGUGCUACAUCUGUAACAUAUAUUUCCAUGAGGGAACAUUAAAUGUGAAUUUUAACCACAUCAAUCCUUUUGUCUCCUUGGAGGCCUUUCUAUC
This is a messenger RNA of Magnolia sinica, 3941 nucleotides long. RefSeq lists its product as uncharacterized. The record is from RefSeq and is a predicted model, not a curated record. NCBI's taxonomy places the organism in Eukaryota, Viridiplantae, Streptophyta, Magnoliopsida, Magnoliales, Magnoliaceae. Gene Ontology annotation, biological process: endocytic recycling; retrograde transport, endosome to Golgi. Gene Ontology annotation, molecular function: SNARE binding. The transcript is spliced from 28 exons. Gene Ontology annotation, cellular component: EARP complex. Bases 357 to 3701 code for a protein of 1114 amino acids.